AUGUUGAAUAAAUACACUCUAAAUUUCUUAUACAAAGAUCAAUCCGAUAAAUACCUUCAGUAAAAUUCUCCUAAAAUCAUAAAAGAGCAUCUAAACUUCACUGUAUAUGCAUUGACAUUCGCUAUUUUAAACAUGGUUUAAUUUAUAUUGGCCUAGAGUGUCUACUAUUCCAUAUUGGCUGGAUUCAGUUGUUUCUUAAUUGUUGGAUUGUAAAAAUUGAUAACACAUAAGCCAUAUCUAAUAAAUUAUGUGAUAUCAUUCUACUAGUUCUAUGUCCUAUUCAUAGUUGAAGUUAAUAAAAUAAUGGAUAGCUCCAACAAAACAAAUCAAUUAUUUAAUUGGAGUUAUGGGUAUUAAACUUGUUUUAUGCACUUUUGUUUAUAUUUAUAAGGCACUGAUAUGAUGGUAUCGACAUCUGUCCUUUUAAUCACUACAACCAUUCAUGUACUCUUGCUCCCUUUUGAUGAGAUCUACAGUAUCGCACAUAUACUAAGUUUUUUCUUUAUGAUGAUUUGUAUGGUGGCAGUAAAGUACAAUUAUGAAAGGAAAAAAAAGGAGGAAUUUUUUUAUUCAUUCCAAUAAGAAUAGUGGGAAUGGAUUAUUAGAAAGGCUAUUUCAAAUACUAUCAUUUUGAUUCGUUAUGAUUAGAAGUAGGAUUAGAUAAGAUUAGUCAAACAAAGUAUCAGAUCCCAACAAACUCAUGGCAUUAAUGGAUGUUAUGAUUUAAGAUAAUUUUUGAGAAAUGUAAAACAAUAUUUACUCUAUUUAUAGUUAAUUUUCGCAAAUUCAACGUAUUAACAUCCAUCUUGUGAUCAAGCAAACAAUUUAGAGUAAUAUGUACGAAAUAUGCUGAUGGAAAAGAAGACUAAUUUUCUAGAUAAAUAAGAUAAGCAGAAGUACUUUAUAGAUUAAAUUAACAAAAUCUUUUAUAAGGUUAAAUUGACAAAAUGUAUUUUGAAUAACGAAGUUUAAUGCUUACUUAUUUUAGAUAAGAUACAAAUUCCAGAUCAAAAAGGCUAAGGCAUGCUUAUUAUAUUUUUGCAGGAAUUAUCUAAAAAUGUCUCGCAAUUAAUCAAAGAUCAAUUUUAUUGUUCUGCAUUUCAAUCAAAUCUAAACAAAUCACAAUCAAUAAAAAAACAAAUAGAUAACUUAGAUAAAAGAAUCCUUAAUUACGCAUACUUACAAAUGACUUUAUUUAACUUAUCCUUUUUGACUCAAGAAUACAAGUAUGAUGUCAAAUCCAGAAUUAAUAAUCAAGAUUUAAUUGCAUAAUUAUAAUCUAUUUUCAAAAACAAAAUAAAAAUAUCUUGUGAAAUUGCGUUCAAAUGUAAUCCAUAGAUUUUUAUAUCUGUAAUUUUAUGUUGUUGUAAAUUUGUACAUUAUACUGAAAACUAUUUACCUAAUUUUUAAAUAGACUUUUUAUCAACAGAUAAUGAAAUGAUAGAAAUUAACUUAAUCUUUUGUUUAAAACAACCAAGCAAAGUUGCAUCUUCGUAUUCAAUAUUGGCAGCAAAUUGGGCUAGUUCAAAUAAAAGGUAAUUUAAUCAGAAGUGCCUGUUUGAGGCUUGUAUCAAUAGAUUAUGCUUUUUAUAAUCUUUUUAUGAAUUACCAAAACUUCUUCUGUUUGAUGUAAGCACAAUUUAAAUUUUGAUGUCUUAAUUUUGUACACUCAACCAUUUUAUAAUAUAAUAGAAUGAACAUACUUUAAAAUUUGCUUGCACAUUCUCAAAAUUAUAUUGA
Molecule: messenger RNA, 1740 nt
Organism: Paramecium tetraurelia
Lineage: Eukaryota; Ciliophora; Oligohymenophorea; Peniculida; Parameciidae
Exons: 2
Source: RefSeq, a predicted model, not a curated record